Molecule: messenger RNA, 1566 nt
Organism: Bipolaris victoriae FI3
Lineage: Eukaryota; Fungi; Ascomycota; Dothideomycetes; Pleosporales; Pleosporaceae
Exons: 2
Coding region: 1-1566 (521 amino acids)
Biological process (GO): transmembrane transport
Molecular function (GO): transmembrane transporter activity
Source: RefSeq, a predicted model, not a curated record
AUGUCAAAAGUGGAGACUCAGAGCAGACCAUUCUCCAUCUUCACCCAUCGUCAAAAGCUCGGCAUCGUCAUGGCCUCUGCCACCGCAGCCUUCUUCUCGCCAUUGACAGCCUCAGUCUACCUGCCCGCACUGCCCGCCAUAGCCAAGGAGUUCAAAGUCUCGUAUUCCGCUAUCAAUCUGACGGUUACAACGUACAUGAUAUUUCAGGGCAUUACGCCGAUGUUCGUUGGCGCCUAUGCCGACUCAGCAGGUAGGCGACCAGCCUACAUGUUCUGCUUUGUCGUGUACAUGGCAGCUAAUAUCGGAUGUGCACUUGCACCCAACUACCCAGCGCUGCUCGUACUGCGCAUGCUGCAAUCUGCAGGCUCCAGCACGACUGUGGCUCUGGCGCAGGGCGUCGUGUCAGACAUCAUCACAUCGGCCGAACGCGGCAGAUACGUGAGUUACAUGUCGACGCCAGUCUUGCUAGGGCCGUCGUUAGGUCCUGUUCUGGGUGGCACACUGGCACAGUAUCUUGGGUGGCGGUGGAUUUUCUGGAUCCUAACCAUCAUGUGCGGGACUUUGUCUGUUGCCUUUGUGGUGUGGAUGCCCGAGACGUGUCGUGGGAUUGUGGGUGACGGGUCCGUUCAGCCCAAGCAUAUUGUCCACAGGUCGCUUUGGCGGGUCGGCAAGGACGUGCUGGCGACAAGAUCGAGUCGCAAGCAACAGGCGCAGAGCAAUGGACAGGACGAAGAGCACGCAGGUACUGGGCCAUCGCCUCCUGGGCAGCCAGCCGUCACCAAGCACAAAUUCAAGGCCUUACACGCUCUUAUGCUGCUCCUACAGCCCAACAUGGCCUUCCUGCUGCUCUACAGCAGCCUCAUCUUCGCAAACUUUUACUGCAUCAUGACCUCGAUACCCGCUCAGUUCACCUCAAUCUACCACCUGACCGACCUCCAGACCGGGCUCAUCUACCUCCCGCUCGGCCUGGGCACCAUAGUAGGCUCACAGGUUGCUGGGCGGAGCCUGGACUGGAACUUCCGGCGACACUGCAACCUCCUCGGCCUCCCCUAUGAGCGCAAAAGGCAACAGGACCUCUCCUCGUUUCCGAUCGAGCGCGCGCGUCUAGAGGUUGGUGUUCCUGCCCUCAUCCUGGGUACCUGCGUGGUCCUGGUCUGGGGCUGGGUUCUCCACGCUCGGACGCACCUCGCCGUUCCUUGCGUGAUGCUGUUUCUCGCGGGCCUAGGAUUGACUGGAUUUAGCAAUGUCGUCAGCACGCUCAUUGUGGACAUGAACCCCACGGCUGCGAGCGCGGCGACAGCGAGUAAUAACUUUACGCGCUGCUUAGUGGGUGCUGGCGCGAGUGCCGCCAUUCAGCCCAUGAUUGACGGGGUGGGCAGUGGAUGGGCUUUCACAAUUCUCGCGGGGAUUAGUAUGGUUGCGUCUCCGCUAACUCUUUGGACGUUGUUGAAGAAGGGCAUGGGGUGGCGGAAGGAGCGGGAGGAGAAGAGGGGGCAGCGGGCUGAGGCCUUAGAAAAGACCAAAAGGGAGGAAGCUGUCCAGGAAAAUGAAGAAAACGGCUCCUGA